This is a messenger RNA of Erythranthe guttata (spotted monkey flower), 1669 nucleotides long. Lineage: Eukaryota; Viridiplantae; Streptophyta; Magnoliopsida; Lamiales; Phrymaceae. The record is from RefSeq and is a predicted model, not a curated record.
AAAAAUGACAAAGUACUAUUUUGAAUCAUAUUAUAAUAAAAGACUGUCCAAAUGGAGAUUCUCUUAAAAUGACAAAGUACUAUUUUAUUAAAUUAAUGAUCAAAAUUAUAUUACGUAAAUAAAAAUAUUUGGAGUCAUAUAGAAUAUAAAACUAUACCCAAAUGAAGAUUCUUAUAAACUGACAAAAUAUUAUUUUGUUAAAUAAAUUUUAAAUCAUGUAACUAAAAAGCAAGCUUUUAAUUUACCGUCCCAACUAGUAUUAUGUAAAAUUUGUUGUGAGGAGGCCAUUAUGAACUUAUUUCACAAUAUUCUUUUUUCAAUGCUUGUAAGGAUUUUCUAAUUUGAAGUGAGUGACACUAAUAACUUCAAGGUUUUCGGUUUCCAGCUUUGAUACUUAUGUCCAGCCUAACACUGAGGAUCGUAAUUGGAAUGCCUUGCAUGCUUGGUCUUUUGAUCUAUAAAUUUCAAAGAAGGCAUUUGUCAAUGUUCGACGUAAUUGAAGGCUUCCUGCAAAGUAACACAAAUCUCAAAACAAUCCGCUAUACAUACUCAGAUAUGAAGAAAAUCACAAAAGGCUUUCGAGAAAAACUAGGCCAAGGAGGCUACGGUUCUGUUUACAAAGGAAAACUUCGAAGCGGCCAUGAUGUAGCGGUCAAAGUACUUGCCAAGCCUAGCUCAAAUGGGCAAGAUUUCAUCAAUGAAGUAGCCACAAUUGGAAGGAUCCAUCAUGUUAAUGUGGUUAAACUUGUCGGGUAUUGUGCAGAAAGAUCCAAACGCGCCCUUGUCUACGACUUCAUGCCUAAUGGUUCGCUCGAAAAGUACAUAUUUAAUAAGGAAAAAGGUGAUUCACUUAAUCUGAAGAGGAAGUACGAGAUUGCAAUUGGAGUGGCUCGUGGAAUUGAGUAUUUGCAUAGAGGAUGCGACAUACAAAUCCUGCAUUUCGACAUAAAGCCUCACAACAUACUUCUUGACGAAAAUUUCACACCUAAAAUAUCCGAUUUUGGUCUGGCAAAGUUUUACUCAACAGAUAAUACUACAGUGACUCUCACUGCAGUUAGGGGAACAAUAGGCUAUGUGGCUCCUGAGCUAAUGAAUAGAAGCAUCGGUGGAGUGUCUUACAAGGCCGAUGUUUAUAGCUUUGGGAUGUUGUUGAUGGAAAUGUUGGGGCUUAACAAAGGGACGGGGCCUAAUAUUGAAAACAAAUCGACCCAAUAUUUUCCGUGUUGGAUAUAUGAUCACUUGAAUAAAGGCGAAGACAUUGAAAUUGGAAAUAUGUAUGAAAAUAAUGAUGAUGAGGAAAAGGACGACGAUGAUGAUGCGAGAAAAAUGAGGAGAAAGAUGACAAUAGUUGGAUUGUGGUGCAUACAGAUGAGUCCAAGUGAUCGCCCGUCGAUGAGUAAUGUUUUGAAAAUGUUAGAAGGUGAGGAUGAAAAUAUGAUGAUUCCUCCUCAACCUUCGCAAUCAUCUGAGAUUCCAAGCUAUGAUGAUCAGACUUGGGGAACUGAAUCCGAAUCAACCGGUUCUGUAGCCUUGCUGCGUAAUGAUUCUUUAAGUUUUCAAUAAGAAUUUGAAAUAAAGAUAUGACAUUAGUAUGAUUGUGGUAUUUGCUAAUUAUAUUAUUUUUGUUAUAAUCCUUUAUUUUUUUAUAUAUAGCAGAGAAUUAUAUUUC